AUGAUGACGUGCCGUCUGCUGUGCGCCCUGUUGGUGCUUGCCCUGUGCUGCUGCCCGUCCGCGUGCGUGACAGCGACUGCUGGAGAUCCAAAUAAGGGUGGCCCCGGUUUAUCGCCUGCUCAGUCAGAGGGAGCAGGUGUUUCAGGGCAAGCAAAUACUUCCAGGGCGUCAAGUUUAACACCUCCGACCGUUGCGUUACCGGGACCCGAAAAUCAGGACGGUACGGGAGAAGCAUCAGUCACGAGGAUUGUUACCGGAAGAGGUACAGAUGGAGUGACCGGUACGCCAGGGUUUACGGGGAACAGUGCGAAACAGCCACAUGGUACGCCCAGUUCGCAAGGGGCAGGAGAUUCGGCGAACCGUAAUGGACAGGAACAAAUUAGGGAGUCCAGUACGUCAGGUUCAGCAGAAUCGACCAAAAAGGUACAGGAACGGGCACCAAGUGGGGCGACUGGUGGGAAAGGGCCCUCAAGUCAGCCCAGUAAUGGGAAGACACAAAUUGUGAAACCCACAUCACAAGGAUCAAGUGAGGGAACCGAUGUGCCGGGGAGUUCAAAUACCGAAGGUCCAGAGACUAUUCCAAAACAGGGACCAGGUGAGUCCGAUGGGUCAGGGUCGUCAGGUGGGUCCGCUAACCCAGCUGCAGCAUCAAGUUCCGUGACCGGUACGGUAUUGGCACAAAGUCAGAAGGAAAAUGCGCCAACAACAACAACCACGACUACGACAAAAGCACCAACUACCACCACCACUACGACUACGGAGGCGCCAACUACAACGACCACCCGCGCACCGUCACUUCUUCGCGAAAGCGACGGCAGCCUCAGCAGCUCUGCGUGGGUGUGUGCCCCGCUGCUGCUCGCUCUGGCUGCGCUGGCGUACACCACUCUGGGCUGA
This is a messenger RNA of Trypanosoma cruzi, 894 nucleotides long. Its product is annotated as mucin TcMUCII, putative. The record is from RefSeq and is a predicted model, not a curated record. NCBI's taxonomy places the organism in Eukaryota, Euglenozoa, Kinetoplastea, Trypanosomatida, Trypanosomatidae. Bases 1 to 894 code for a protein of 297 amino acids. The transcript has a single exon.